This is a messenger RNA of Spirometra erinaceieuropaei, 2449 nucleotides long. The record is from the annotation of a GenBank genome assembly. NCBI's taxonomy places the organism in Eukaryota, Metazoa, Platyhelminthes, Cestoda, Diphyllobothriidea, Diphyllobothriidae.
AUGCGGGUAACUGCGGAUGCGCUAGAUCCCGUCUUCCUAAAUUACAACAAGAAUGAACCAAUCUGGAUCACAAACCAACGCCAUGGCAAGCGGAGUUGCGUCUUCUUCUGGCCGGGAAGUAACAACGCUUACGCCGGCAAGUACCCCUUUGCAACUUUCGGCUUGUACAGCGAUGAUCCUACAUUUGAAUAUCGCAUUGAUCGUAUAAUGGACUGGAUAACUCGCGAUGAGUUCAACUUCUGUGCCUUCUACUUUAACGAGCCAGACCACACUGGCCAUGAUCAUGGCCCAGACUCGACAGAAGUUCUUGACGCCAUUGAACUCGUUAAUAAAGGGAUCGCUUAUCUCCUAAAAAGGAUAAAGGAGAGUCCGGCGCUCAAUGGAAAAGUGAAUCUGAUCGUGACAGCUGACCAUGGCAUGGCACAAAUACCAGUAAAAAACAGAAUCGAACUUUGGCAUUUUCUUACAUACAACAAACAAUAUUUUGGAAAUAACUCUCCGGGAUUGGUCGGACUCUGGCCGAAAAAUGGUAGGUAUCUCGAGAAAUCGUGAAUUUGCUCUUCAUAUACAUAUGUGAAUAUGUAGAUGAGAUGGUGCCAUGAGAUGGUGUGUAUAUAUGUUGUAGGCAAUUUUUUGCAUACUUAAACGGUGACAAGACUGUUGCCUCCCUAUAUAGUUUUUCGAAACUACUUCAUUUGUAUUCACUCCGAUUCCGGUAGUAAAACAAUAUGGGUUGACUAAAAACCUUUAAAAAAUUCUUCCAUUCGAUAGAUAGUGUCAUGCCUUUCGUUGUCGAUUCCGUAUGGUGUGACUUACUUACUUCUUCCGGAAGGGUGGUUAAGCCUUUUUGUCCAAUGUUGUUUCUCAUCAAACUAUGCGUGCUGCAAGGAUCACCGGCCACGCUUUGAUUAACUUUGCCUCGUCAAGAACAUAAACGCUUUAUUUCCUCGGUAUCGUUAAAGAGUUUCUGAUGUCGAACGGGUACGCCUAAAUAAUUUAUUUCUCUCUCACCCAUAACCAAUAUUAAGACAUUGACAUUUUGGCAGAUUUUGAAUAAUUCAUAUUGACCCAGCUGUGAAAAACUCGGCGCCUCGGUGGGAUUCGAACCCACGCAGUAAGGGGAAGGCUUUAGCGCAGCCAACGCUCUAACCACCUGAGCUACGGGUUAGAGCGUUGGCUGCGUUAAAGCCUUCCCCUUACUGCGUGGGUUCGAAACCCACCGAGGCGCCGAGACUUUCACAGUUGGGUCAGUAUGAAUAAUAAGACAGUUAAAUUUGGUCUAGAGGUGGGGUUACAAACGUACCGUUGUCAUUUAUAUUUUUAUUUCGUGUAGGAUACAAUGCAACAUAUUUGUAUAACACAAUCAAAAACUCUAACUUGACAAACUACAAGCUAUGGCUCAAAGAGGACCUGCCUGAGCGUUUUCAUCUGAAGAAGAGCUAUCGCAUGCCGCCAGUUUUCCUCCUAGGCGAUACAGGUUUCUUGAUUAACACCCAGAAAAAUCAGUACAGUGGGAAAAAACGUAUGUCAAAAGCUUUUUUCCUCUUUUCUAUGCAUACUACACUUUUUGGUUGUUGUUUUCAAAAAAAACAUUUUUAACAAACGACAAUUCAAAAUUAUUAUGAUGCGUUGCACUCCGGCUGGAAAGAAUGCGGCCACAUAAUCAAACCGGAAAUUAUCCACUCUAUAGGCAUGUAGCCAUAUUCUUCUUGGUUUUUACGAAACUGACGGUCGCAGAUUUACUCCACAGCUAUAAGAACUGGCAUCUACGUUAAACCAAAAAGCGGUUCGGAAAAUUUAAAUCAUGUCUUUCUUUGUACUUUAUACUCAAAAACAUAAAUUAUAAUGGAUCUAAUACUCUAAUAAUGCUUGUUUUAUUGAUAUGUUUUGAGAGUAAGCUAAGUCAUUAUUUUUUGUUAAUUGCCACUCCAAGUACACUCUCCUGUAUACUUAUACAGUUUCCUGAAAUGGGAAAUUUUAAGGAUAUUUAUUGUGGUUGGUAUCAGUUAGCUGAGAGCAAGAUCUUCAAACUCAUUCUUUUUCCUUUUUAUAGACUUUUCCUUAACUGAAUAUCUACAGCUUGAUUAGUCCUCAAACAAUAAAUUGUCCACUUAAUCCAGAUAUUUCUAUGUCUUAAAAUAAAAAAAGUAGACAUGAUAUUUCCCUUUGUUAACCAGCGAUGCGAGGUAAUCACGGCUAUGACAAUGAGGACCCACUGAUGCACCCAUUCAUGGUCGCGAGCGGUCCCGACAUCGAGGUUCUGCAGGGAAUUCAACAUUUCGAGCAGAUUGACAUCUAUCCCUUCGUCUGUGGCCUCCUGGGUCUUCAGCGUCCCAACAGGAUCGACGGCCGUAUAGAGCGUGUGGUUAAGUUCAUGAAAACCAAGCCGUCGGAGGACUUUAUAAGAACAUUCAAAAAGUACGAGACUGGAAUCAUGUCCGAUAACUAG